Molecule: messenger RNA, 1308 nt
Organism: Cebus imitator (Panamanian white-faced capuchin)
Lineage: Eukaryota; Metazoa; Chordata; Mammalia; Primates; Cebidae
Product: arylamine N-acetyltransferase 2
Exons: 2
Coding region: 102-974 (290 amino acids)
Molecular function (GO): acetyltransferase activity
Source: RefSeq, a predicted model, not a curated record
CACUUCCCUUGCAGAUUGCGGAAGGGAGAGCACUUUAUUACAGACCUUGGAAGCAAGAGGAUUGCAUUCAGCUUGGUUCCUGGUUGCUGGCCAAAGGGAUCAUGGACAUUGAAGCAUAUUUUGAAAGAAUUGGCUAUAAGCACUCUAGGAACAAACUGGACUUGGAAACAUUAACUGACAUUCUUGAGCACCAGAUCCGAGCUGUUCCCUUUGAGAAUCUUAACAUGCACUGUGGGGAAGCUAUGGAGUUGGGCUUAGAGGCUAUUUUUGAUCUCAUUGUAAGAAGAAACCGGGGUGGGUGGUGUGUCCAGGUCAAUCAACUUCUAUACUGGGCUCUGACCAAAAUCGGUUUUCAGACCACAAUGUUAGGAGGGCAUGUUUACAUCUCUCCAGCUAACAAAUACAGCACUCGCAUCGUUCACCUUCUUCUGCAAGUGACCAUUGAUGGCAGAAACUACAUUGUCGAUGCUGGGUUUGGAAGCUCCAUGCAGAUAUGGCAGCCUCUGGAGUUAAUUUCUGAGAAAGAUCAGCCUCAGGUUCCUGGCAUCUUCCGCUUGACAGAAGAGAGAGGAAUCUGGUACUUGGACCAAAUCAGAAGAGAGCAGUAUAUUCCAAAUGAAGAAUUUCUUAAUUCUGCUCUCCUGCAAAAGAAGAAACAUCAAAAAAUGUACUCCUUUACUCUUGAACCUCGAGCAAUUGAAGAUUUUGAGUCUAUGAAUACAUACCUGCAGACAUCUCCAACAUCUCCAUUUAUAAGCACAUCACUCUGUUCCUUGCAGACCCCAGAAGGGGUUCACUGUUUGGUGGGCUUCACCCUUGCCUAUAGAAAAUUCAAUUAUAAAGACAAUACAGAUCUGGUCGAGUUUAAAACUCUGAUUGAGGAAGAGGUUGAAGAAGUGCUGAAAAAUAUAUUCAAUAUUUCCUUGGGGAGAAAGCUCGUGCCCACAAAUGGUGAUGGAUUCUUUACUAUUUAGAAUAAGGAACAAAAUAAGCCCUUGUGUAUGUGUCACCCAACUCACUAAUUGUCAACUUAUGUGCUAUCACAUAUCCUCUAUGCCCUCACAUUAUUUUGGAGAAAAUCCUAGACAUCAAAUAGUUUCACCCAUAAAAAUAUCAGCAUUUAUUUUAAAACAAUAGCAUUUUAAGGAAACAUAAGCACACGUUUUCAAAUUAGUAAAAAUAAAGGCAUUUUAAGGAUGGCCUGUGAUUAUCUUGGGAAGUAGAGAGAUUAAUGACAGAAAACAUUUACUACUGAUUUAUUGUUGGAUUCAUAGUACAUUGUUACUGGUAAAUGAAUAAAGAAUAUUG